AUGCACCUCCCUGGGCCCGCGCCGCUCUCGCCGCCUCCCGUCGGCGAGAACUACAGGUGCCCCACGUGGCUCCCACCCAGGGCGCCCUCCCGCGGGCCUGCAGCGCCCCCUGGCCCGAGCCGAGCCCGCGGGCCCUCUCGGCAGCCUCGGCGCGCGCGUCCCGCCGUGCGCUCCCGCCGCCCUCGUCCCGGUGAGUCAGAGCCGGAGCUGUCUCCGCGCCCCGGGCCCCCGCCAGCGGCCUCGGGAGGGGAGCCGGUUACUUGUCCGCGCUCCGGGGGUGGGGACGCUCGGCCCCCAGCCGUCCCUCCCAGCGGCACGGAUCCCGUGCGGUCCCGCGUGGACGCGGCGGCCGAGCGGCGUUGCGGGCUUUGUUCGGCUUUGUCUGAGCCGCACCUGAACUCGGCCGCGAGGCCCGCGCGCUUCUCGGGGAAGCCGGAGUCACCUGGCGCACCUGGACGAGCGCACCUGGCGCACGCUUCCCCCGGGCUCCCUGCAGACGGCCCGGCCCGGGGAGACCCAGCCAGCGCAUCGGGACGGGGAGCGUGGCGGGCCCGGGAGGGGCCUCUCUUUUGGGACUCCGGCACGGGGUCGCAGAGCCAAGGGGGCGCGGAGCACAGGGCCUACGCGGUGUUAAGGGGCAGCUCUGCCCUGGCCCUGGUCCACUUGGCCCGGCCUGGCUCCCAGGCGGCAGGCGAGAACUUGCCCUUCGUCUGUCGUCGGGAGUGA
Prionailurus viverrinus (fishing cat) is the source of this 726-nucleotide messenger RNA. RefSeq names its product translation initiation factor IF-2-like. The transcript is spliced from 3 exons. NCBI's taxonomy places the organism in Eukaryota, Metazoa, Chordata, Mammalia, Carnivora, Felidae. Bases 1 to 726 code for a protein of 241 amino acids. The record is from RefSeq and is a predicted model, not a curated record.